AUGUCACUAUUAAGCGAAAUUCCUGUUAUCUCCGGAAAAAUAUCAGUGAAGGGAAAAAUAGCUUAUGCUUCACAAGAGGCGUGGAUUUUUAAUGGCUCUAUAAGAGAAAAUAUCUUAUUUGGAGAAGAAUAUCAAGAAGAGAAAUACAGAUAUAUUAUACAUAUAACGGCUCUUGAAAAGGAUAUAAGUUUAUUUCCUAAAAAAGAUUUGACACUUGUAGGAGAAAGAGGAGUGAUCAUGAGUGGUGGGCAGAAAGCAAGAAUUAAUUUAGCAAGAGCAUUAUAUUUAGAUGCAGAUAUUUUCCUUCUUGAUGAUCCACUGAGUGCUGUUGAUGUUCCAGUAGCAAAAGAGAUAUUCGAAAAGUGUAUAAUAGAAUAUUUGAAAAACAAAAUUUGCAUUUUAGUUACACACCAAGUACAAUUUUUAAAUUUCGCAACUAAGAUUUUAGUUUUAAACAAGGGAAGAUGUAAAGCUCUCGGUAAGUAUAAUGAAUUAAAAAACUCAGAAAAGUAUUUAGGAAUUGCAUUAGAAAAAAUUACCUCAAAGCAAAACAUUGAACUGCCAAAUCCAAACUCCACUUUUAAUGAAGAAGAAACCUUUUAUAAUAAACAAGUCGGCACGCUUCAUGAUAAUUACGAUAUCAUCAAUAAUGAGGUAAAAACUAUAUAUAAUAAAACAUCUGACAAGGAAGAACAACAUCGAAUACUAGGAUUAUCUGUUUACAAAGCAUAUAUGAAUGCCGGAGCACGUUUUCCCUUUAAGAUUCUUAUAGUUUUUACGCUCAUUUUAUCGCAGACUCUACUUAGUUUCAGCGACUAUUGGCUGAUUAAAUGGUUGCAAGAUAACAAAAACUACAAUGAAAAUUUACAAUUCAAAAAUUUUACAUCAGAAUUAGAGACAAUUAACAACACGGAAUCUGUUAAUUAUCAUAUUCUGGAACUUAACAUAUACAUUUAUUUGGGCUUGGUUUGUGCUGUAUUUGUGGUCACAAUAAUUUCUGCUUCAUUGUUGUACGAAAUGUUCGUGUCUGCAUCUACUAACCUUCAUAAUAACAUGCUUCGCUGUAUUAUUCAUACGCCAAUAUCAUUUCUGGACAACAAUCCUGUAGGAAAAAUCCUAAAUCGAUUUUCAAAAGAUGUUAAUAACAUGGAUGAUAUGUUAACAUUCGUUUUCUAUGAAGCCAUAAGAGCAUCUGGCUUCUCUAUCGGAAUGAUUGUAAUUGAAGCGAUAAUCUGUCCUUAUCUCAUAGUAAUAACAAUCUUUCUCUUAAUCACAUUUUAUGCUUUGUGGACUACUCAUAACAGCGUUUUGAAAAGCAUAAAAUAUUUAGAAGGAAAAUCGAGAAGCCCGGUAUUUUCUCAUCUGAGUGCAUCCCUCUAUGGAAUUACAACGAUCAGAGCAUUUAAUGCUGAAAGCAAAUUUAUAUCCACCUUUAAUGAAUACCAAGAUAAGCAUACUGCAACGUGGUUCUUAUACGUGUCAUUAAAUCGAUGGAAUUGCUUAUACGGUCAAAUAAUUAGUUACGUAUAUCUAAUUAUUACCAUUAUUGUUGUAAUUGUUUUCGUGAAUACUGACGAUGUAGGAAGCAAACUAGGUCUUGUUAUGAAUUACGGAUUAAUGAUAUUUGUGCAUUUUCAGUGGAUAAUAAAACAAUCUUCUGAAACAGAGUAUCAGAUGAAUUCUGUUGCUCGUAUACUAAAUUACAGCAAUUUGAAAUUAGAAGCAGCAUACGAAUCUUCGACUGACGAACAACCUCCUGCAGAUUGGCCACGUACAGGGGAAAUUGAAUUUAAAAAUGUAUCUUUGCAAUACUCAAAAUAUAAAAACAUUGUUCUAAAUAACUUAACAUUUCGUAUCCAUUCGGGAGAAAAAAUAGGAAUUGUUGGACGAACAGGAGCUGGAAAGAGUUCAGUAAUUGCCGCUUUAUUUCGUAUGACAGAGCCAACAGGAACGAUAAUCAUCGAUGGUGUCGAUGUAAAGUCUAUAGGCCUUCGGGAUCUACGUAGUAAAUUAUCAAUCAUUCCUCAAGAUCCAAUGUUAUUUACUGGUCCUUUUCGAAGAAACAUUGAUCCUUUUAAUGAAUAUUCAGAAGACUUGUUAUGGCAAGUUAUAGAAGAGGUUCAAUUAAAAGACGUUAUUGGGAAGUUACCUGGAGGGUUGGAUACACACGUAAGUGAAGGAGGUCGAAAUUUCAGCGUUGGACAAAGGCAGUUAAUAUGUUUAGCAAGAGCAAUUCUUCGUGACAAUAAAAUUUUAGUUAUGGACGAAGCAACAUCCAAUAUGGAUAAAGACACCGACUGCUGCGUACAAAAAGUAAUUCGAGAAAAAUUCAAACAUUGUACAGUGUUGACAAUUGCCCACAGAUUACAUACUAUUAUCGAUUCGGAUAGAGUUCUGGUUCUCGAGUCAGGAAAAGUUAAAGAAUUUGAUACGCCAUAUACAUUACUGAAGAAUGUAAAUGGUAUUUUUUAUAAUUUGGUGAACAACACGGAACAAACGCUGAUCAAAGAGCUAUACAAAAUCGCGAGAGAUAAGUAUAAUAGCAAAGAAAAUACUGCUAUUACCAAAUUAUAA
This is a messenger RNA of Centruroides sculpturatus (bark scorpion), 2574 nucleotides long. RefSeq names its product multidrug resistance-associated protein 4-like. The coding region runs from base 1 to 2574 and encodes 857 amino acids. Gene Ontology annotation, molecular function: ATP hydrolysis activity; ATP binding; ABC-type transporter activity. NCBI's taxonomy places the organism in Eukaryota, Metazoa, Arthropoda, Arachnida, Scorpiones, Buthidae. The record is from RefSeq and is a predicted model, not a curated record. The transcript is spliced from 17 exons. Gene Ontology annotation, biological process: transmembrane transport. Gene Ontology annotation, cellular component: membrane.